Molecule: messenger RNA, 2131 nt
Organism: Oppiella nova
Lineage: Eukaryota; Metazoa; Arthropoda; Arachnida; Sarcoptiformes; Oppiidae
Source: the annotation of a GenBank genome assembly
ACUGGCAGUGAGUGCACACCAAACCAACACAACUGUCCGUACGAUACACUCCGACAAGCAUUUGGUACGACUGUCCCACCAGUGAGUGUCAGACAAUGGCACACUUGGAUCUACUGGACCUACAGGUGCCCCGAUGGACACCGCUAUGAGUCCAUCGCCUCACACCCAGUGCUGUGAGGGGUCGCCGAUGGCCACCACAUCCGCCACCGAUAUGUUGAAUGUAUGGCCAAAAGUGGGCGUCUUUUUGAUGAACAGUUGCGGUCAAUGCGGGUAUCAGUGGUUGCCUCAGACUAUACGCCACAAAGUACUCGACAUCAUCACCAAACAGCACAUCCAUCACCGCAAACACCACCACAACGCACACCAUCACAACCCAGAUGGCAAUGAGGACAACAACCGCACCAUCGAGUCGACCAUCUAUGAGAUGAUCUUCGGAUCAGUUGCCCUCAACUUUUGUGCCCAAAACUCAUCGAAAAUUCAUCGCUUAAGCGAUGAUCUACUCAUGACUUCAUUCAUCUUUCAGAUCGACUUCUCCAAUGGGCGAAUAAUACACAAGAAAUACGGUUUAGCCAUCAUUUGGAGUAUAGGUGAAUGUGACGGACAGUUGAGACAAUUGAUACUUAAAGAGACACUUAUUAUGGACGCAUUGAUUAAUGAACUCAGAAAUGAAUUAAUCGAGAGUCGGUUAAAGAGUCCGAAACACAUUCACACAAGUGUUACAAAAUUGAUGAAAUCAGUCAACGAUUACCUGUCGGUGUGUCGACUGACUUCACGCAUAAGUGAUGACCAAUUCAUCGACGAAUUAAUAGCACUCAUCAAUGGUUUCGACACAAAGAGCACACACUUCUUCGUCUCUCAUCUGUUGACAUCAAUCCUUAUGUUUAAAUACAAAGCAAAUAAAAUGAAACUUAUUUUAUGGUCUAAUGAUGUAAAUAAGGUAUCAUUCGUAUCGCAGCUCCUAAUAGUCAUCAAUCAGUUCCUGAGACCCAACACACAGACCAUAAGUUAUUUGACGCCACAAAUGAAGUCAAUUAAGUUUUGCCAUAACUUUGAUGCAAUGAAGAGGACCUCAUCGGUCACUCCGAUCACCAAAAGCAUCAUAAGUGAGCGAAAGAGUCGCGACGAGAGUCUCGGCUACGAAAGCCUGACAGAGAGCGGCUCCACAACCACUUCCACUAUCUGUGAUUACAACGGCUUCGCACCCAAAUCCAUGGACACAUCCACACCACUCGAACAGUCAUUGGAGCAGUCGGUCGAUGCAAUCGAUACCGAACUGGAACUCCCGGUUGACCCCAACGAUGACUCCAUGCAAACGCCCUCAUCGUCUCAAUCAUCGUCUCAAUUGAUUCAAUCGAAGAACUAUUUCCGCGAAUAUCGUAACCUUAGGUUCACUUCCGACGGCAUAUUCGACGACUGCACCGAUGAAGAAGACAUCCAUUCACUCGAUUCUUCCGAUAAUUGUCUUACAAAUGGAGACAAAUACAGCUAUUGUCUUAUGAAUGGUGUGAACGAUGACGACGACUUUGGAAGCGAUGCCGUCACUGAUGUCGAAGAGAUUCGUGAGUCGCACGUAGUGUCGGGUUUUGGGGAGAUAUCAAUGCCUCAACUUAUAGCCGAUGUGAGCGCUCACACCAAUGAGAUAUCGUUAUCACAAUCGCCGACAAUAUCGGACACAUAUUUAAGUCAAAUAUCUAUUCAGGGAAUCAUUAACUCGAAGACUAUUGGCUCAUACGAUGAGUUAAUAGCAGAAUGUCUUCGGAAGUCUACGAAUGACUUAAACGAUAACACAGUUAUUGUCUGCGAUUGUGAUUUAUGGCGAAUCCAUUACAUCGAGAGCUCCCGCUCUCAACCGGCAAUCAUGAGCUCAUCUGUGGGACAGUUGUGCGAAACUAUCGCUCAAUUGUCUGCCAUUCAAAUGAAUUCACAAUUUAUUAUGAGAUUCAUUGACAACAAAAUCAAUGAAUUGAUUGAUAAGUCAAUAGUUCUCAAGAGUUUGGUUGAGAGUAAUUGUGUCGAUAAUCAUAUUCCAGUCAUUAUAGCACUGAACAGACAUUCUUUACUCAAUAAUUACAAUCACUUCAGACAUUGCGACCGAACACACGAAACCCGUUUUGUCGAAACAUUUCUGUGA